AUGAUUCAAAAUAAGGGGAGAUAUUCACCGAUAUUUAGAUCAUAUGAAGAAGAAUUAGAGCACAGGUUGGAACAUAAUCCUAGUCCUACGGAAUCGGAGCUUUUGCAAGAUUUGGAACAUGAUUUUGACGAUGAUGAUGAAUUGAUCGACAAGUACAAUAAAGAAAGGAUUUGCUUUUUAGAAAGGAGUGCUAGUUUUAAUUCGGAUAGAAACGGACAACAGGGAGCUUUCGUAAGGUAUCCGAACAAACCUAAACGGAGUAGUAGUUUUUGUGCGGGUACUAAUAGGAGCAUCGGUGAAAAAAAUUUAUCUCGUUUUAAAAAGGGUGAUUUUAAUAAUUUCGUUAAUGAAAAAAAAUUGAACGGCGAAGAAUGUGUUAAAAAAUCUAAAAAGUUGAUGAGAUGCAGGAGUUUCGAGGGUCAAAUCGAUACGACGAGUGAAAGUGAGGAUUAUUUGGAUGUAAAAGCGAGGAAAAAAUUUAGCGAUUUCAAAAAGAGAGAAAAGCGUAAAGUUAAAAGUAAAGACAAAAAAGUACCGGAAAAGGUGAAAUUAAAUUCCGGAGAAAAGGCAAAGGAAACUCCGUCUCCCCGUAAAACGUUUAAUUCGGUACAGACGAAGGAAAGCAAAGACAGCGAACCGAUCAAAAAUUUCGAGAAAAAAUUAAAGGUUCAAACGAUUCCGAAACCGAGUACGAGAACAAAACUUUCAUCACCGACGACACGUAAAAUAAUUCCUGUAAAAUCUGAAGAACCUCUUCCAAGCGUUCAAACGACGUCGUUGUACGUCGUGCCGAAUAUAAGUGAACACAACAGAAAAGAAACGGAAACGAAACUCGAUCGUUUUAAAACUACCAUCACGCUUCCGGUUUUGGAAAGCGAAGAAGAAAAAACUGAAAGUUUAUCGGAAGGAAAACAACUUGUUGAAAAUAAUAAUAAUAAUAAUAAUAAAGAAAGUGAUGUUAAACAAACGAUCAACGACAAAGAAGUGUUGAACGAUAAUAAAGUGGAGACUUCGAAUGAAAGCGUUAAAAAAGAAUUGAAAGAAAAAGAAGAAGAAGAAAAGGAAGAAGAAAAUAAAUUAAACGGUGAAAAAGUUUACGAGAAUAAAGUGAACGUUUUUCAUAGGAAAAAUAACAACACGCAAAACGCGAAAAAGGGUGCACUUCAAAAACUAUACGAAGAAGGUUUGAAGAAAAUUCAAGAAAGGCACAGUUCGGAGUCUGGAACGGAGGAUAAAGUUUGUAACGAUUUAGAACCAGACAAUCCUUUCAAGAACGAUCAAGACGUGCUAGCAUUAACAAAUUACGUCGUAAAAAGACCGCAAACGUUAAAAAUUAAAGUUGGAUUCGAAUCUCCAGCCAUCGGACAAGAUUUAGACACUCCUCCUAAUUUGGCUAAUACUUCUGAGAAAACGCUACCCUACUAUCUCAAAAGUCAAGAAUCGAAAGUUUUGCGUCCGAGCAAGGGGUUGGAAAGGGAAAAUCCAUUUUUGUCAGAGUUUCAAAAAACAUGUUCGAUCGGUCGGUGUGAAAAUAACAUCGAAUACGAAAAAUACGUGGAAUUUGGGAAAAAUUUAGUUAAGCCGUCGACGAUAGAUAAAAACACGGAGAAAAUAUUGCAAGAAGCGGAAGUCGAAAGGAGAAUAAUCGAGGGACAGUUGGAAAAACUCGAUAGCAAUCAAGAAGAUUUGGAAAAACCUCCGACGAAAAAAUCUUUAAAAAAAUUAGAUUUAUCGAGAAAAGUUAAAAUUCCCAAACCUGAUUAUUCGAACGAGAUUAGAGAAGAAGUUGAGCCCAUAACUCCAGAUACGGAUCAAAGCGAAAUAGAAGAGAUUUUGGAAACUUUUUCAAAGGAAUUGAAGAACGCUGAUGUCAAUGAAAUACUAAGUGGAGACGAGUCUCGUCAAAAACGUUCGACGCCUUCUCUGAGGGAAACAGCUUUCUUAUCUAGUCCUCCGGUGAAAUGUGAUCAAAUGUCACAAAAUAAAAAAGAAUUUUUGUCAUUGAAACCAUCCUCUUUGCCCGCUCCGGUGGCCAAAACUCGCGAUCAAGUAAUUAGAACGUCUAUGUUACGUAAAGAAGCUCGUCCGAAUUCGCUUCCGUUGAGAAGUAGCAACGGUUUACCCAAUACUUCGUUGACUUUGGAGAAUUACGUGGAAAGAAGAAAAAUGAAUUAUCCACCUUCUGGAAGAGUUUCCGCACCUCUGUUUAAAGAAUAUCAAAGUCCGAGUUACAUGAGCGGAAGGAGUUCUGUACCCGUUGAUCACGAAAGAAAUUUAAUUUUCGAAGGUAGAGGUAGAUCACUUUCGAGAAAUCGAACGAGAUCCGAUAUUGAAAAUAUUUACAAUGGUAAUUUUCAAAGGAAUCAAAUAAGAACUCGAAGUUUGACGAGGGAAGCUUACAAGGGAGCUUGUUAUCCAGAACCGAAAAACGUAGUCGUUCAAAGGCAAAUAAAUGAGUCUAACAUUCCGAAACCUGUCAAUCGUCGAAUUCUUCCCCCUGGAUCGAUACAAAUGCAGCAGCGAAAUUGUCAGUCUCCUUCUUUGAAAAAUCAAGACGUCAUCGAUUCGAGCAAAUAUUCUGCGAGCGAAAUCGAAGCCGUGUUUUGGGAACGAUUACGACAGAAAAAAAUCAAAGAAUCUCUGAGGGAACAAGAGCUCUUGCAGAAAACGGACAACAACAAUACCGGGAAUUUCGUUCGUAACUCAUCGGAACGAAAUACAAUCGGUCCUAUAUAUCAAAGAGAUCAAAAUGUGAAAGACCGAAGAGAACAAAAUGGAGGAAUGAUUAUUCAAAAUCAAUUGAAGGGUAGUCAAGAUUCCGUUAAGAAAUCAUCGGAAAACUUUACCGAUUCACAAAAUGAUUUAGGAGGAGGAGGAGGGAAAAGAAAAAAAGACGGAGAAAAAGGAUUCAGCAUAUCUAAAAUUCCAUUUUUUAGAAGGAGAAGCAAAUCGGGAUUGAAAGAAGAUUCGUACAAGAGAGCAAGCGAAGAUUAUGAGGACUAUCAGGGUAACCACGUGUCCAAUUCUUCUUUGAGUGAUCAAGAUGCUUUUAAUUCGAUUAAAAAAUCCAGUUACGAUCAAACGGAUAACGCCAAUUGGAACACGCAAAAAGAUGGACAAGGCAGAAUGGUGAGACCCCUAGAAAAGCAACAAAGUUUUGAUUUUUCCGACGUGUCGUCAUCGAACAGUCCUAGACAUGCGACGGCCACGAGACCUUUGCCACCCCUUCCGAAAGAUUUCGAUGGUGGUUACGGUAUCAUACUUCGAAAUAAAGAAAAUUCGAACGUUUUGCUUAACGGAAAACCACCAUCGGACUACGGUCGAGUCGUUGGUGUUGUCGACGUUCACAGAGCGUCUCCGUACCUCGAUUAUCAAAACAAACCCAUGUCGCCGUCGAGAAACAUGGGAAUAAUUCACGAAAACGAACUUUACGGCAAUGCGAAACCACCCAGAGGAUCCGACACGAAUUUUUUUACUACUACGAAAUACGUUUUGAAGUCUCAAACACUUUCCGACACGGAAAGUGGUAGCGAGGCUGGAGAAAUUCAAAAAAUCCUUCACGGAGUCGACAUAAGACCAUAUUCCGGUGAAAUAGAGGGCAUGUCUCUAUUGAUUUUAUGCUCGAAAAUGUUGCUUGUUGGGUAUCGUUCACCCUACGCUUAG
Messenger RNA from Pediculus humanus corporis (human body louse), 3663 nucleotides. RefSeq lists its product as uncharacterized. Lineage: Eukaryota; Metazoa; Arthropoda; Insecta; Psocodea; Pediculidae. Bases 1 to 3663 code for a protein of 1220 amino acids. The transcript is spliced from 2 exons. The record is from RefSeq and is a predicted model, not a curated record.